This is a messenger RNA of Trichoderma reesei QM6a, 1425 nucleotides long. RefSeq lists its product as uncharacterized. Gene Ontology annotation, biological process: transmembrane transport. Gene Ontology annotation, molecular function: transmembrane transporter activity. The record is from RefSeq and is a predicted model, not a curated record. The transcript is spliced from 3 exons. Bases 1 to 1425 code for a protein of 474 amino acids. NCBI's taxonomy places the organism in Eukaryota, Fungi, Ascomycota, Sordariomycetes, Hypocreales, Hypocreaceae. Gene Ontology annotation, cellular component: fungal-type vacuole membrane.
AUGGCAGAACCAUCGACAUCUGUCGAGCUAACACCAGCUCCCCCGAUAUAUGAUGCAUCAAGGCAGACUUCUGGCCAGAACACCCCUCGAAGCCAUUACAAUUCGGACCGGGGACUCAUCUCCGGGGAGGACCAGAUACCUCCAGAUGGCACGGCAGAGUUCUUUCUGCCGCCUGUCGAUAGGGGGAAGGAUGCCUGGCUUUUCUUAGCGGCGUGCUUUGUUCUGGAGGCGCUGGUCUGGGGGUUCCCAUUCUCCUUUGGUGUCUUUCAAGACUACUAUCGUACACACGAACCCUUCUCAAGGUCAUCCAAGACUGCUGUGAUCGGCACCACUGCAAUGGGUAUCAUGUAUCUCGAUAUUCCAAUCAUUAUGGCCUUUCAACGGAUGUAUCCUAAGCCCACCCGAUACGCACCCGUGGUCGGCUUGAUGUUUCUGUGUAUUGCCCUCGCCAUCUCCUCCUUCUCGCAAAAUGUCACGCACCUCAUCCUCACCCAAGGAGUCCUCUAUGCCAUUGGCGGCUCCAUCUGCUACUGCCCCUGCAUGCUCUAUAUGGACGAAUGGUUUGUCAAACGCAAGGGUUUUGCGUAUGGAGUGAUGUGGUCCGGUACUGGACUCGGCGGAUUCGUCAUUCCUCUCCUCCUCGAAUACUUUCUCAACCGGUACGGAUUCAGGACCACGCUGCGGAUAUGGGCACUUACCAUGUUCGUCUUGUCUGCGCCGCUGGUCUGGUUCAUCAAGCCACGGCUGCCCGCUUCCGCUACGGCUCACUUCAGACCUUUCAACCUCAAGUUCCUGGCAAACCGGUACUUUGGCUUGUACCAGCUCACCAACAUUGUGGAGGGUGUUGGCUAUUUUCUUCCGGGCAUUUAUCUGCCCACAUAUGCGAGAAUAACUUUCGGCGCUGGUGACUUCCCGUCGGCGCUGACGCUGCUCGUGCUCAAUGUCGGCUCUGUCAUUGGAUGCAUCGUCAUGGGUACUCUGACUGAUCGUCUCCAUGUGACGACGUGUAUUGGAAUUUCCACUAUCGGCACUGCGAUUGGCACGUUCUUCCUUUGGGGACUGGGAACGAACUUGGCCUCGCUGUACGUAUUCUGCGUCACGUACGGGUUGUUCGCGGGCUGUUAUACAUCGACUUGGCCGGGGAUUAUGAAGCACCUCAUGUCAAUCGGCGGUGGAUCUAGGGAAGAGAAUGGGAGCCCCAGCAGUUACGAUCCCCUGAUGGUGGUCGGUCUGCUGUCCGCUGGGCGAGGUAUUGGGAACGUUGUCUCGGGGCCAUUGAGCGAGGCGUUGCUCAAGGGGAUGCCGUGGCAAGGACAAGCUACGGGAGGAUAUGGCAGUGGAUAUGGGACUCUGAUAGCUUUCACUGGAGCAACGGCCGUUGUUGGAGGGGGAAGCUUCAUGUUUCGCAGGAUUGGGUGGUUGUAG